GCUGAUGACUCCCCCUAAGGGGAUGACGAUGUGGAAGAAGAAGUUCUUCUAUAUCAAGUCUGCUGCCCUUGCUGUGGAUAUGACGUUUCGGAAUGUGACCGAGACGAUCAUAGCAGAGACCAUUGCGAUGCCCAGUUUGAAAUCAGUGCAGUGGUUCCCGCAGCUGCAGACUAUUGAGUCUGUGAAGUUGACUAACACGCAACUAUGGCUGUUGCGUAUGAUGUUGAGGAGGGGCAAGAACUCGAAACCCGUGGUGCGGGAAAAGAGCGGUGAAGAUGCUCCCGCAUGGAGGAUGUUUGCUCCGGAUUUCGAGGGUACGGUUGAGACCGUAGUUUGUGCGGAUGGUGAACAGGAUCACAAUACUAUCAUCCGUAGUAACUUCCGGGUGCCUACUGAGGCUGCACUGGCAGUUGAGUUGCCAGUAGGCAAAGGUGAUCUUGGGGCCUUGGGGGACCCUGAAGCGAAAGGUGUGCCAAAGAGGCAAACUGUGAAGGGCGUGCGCUUUCGCUAAAAGAAGAUAAAGGAGGUCACUACUGUGCCUCAUUUGGUGCCGCAGGCAGCAGGUAUCUCUCAUUCCUCUUUUCGUCGACACAAGAAUUAUGUGAUAGUAUCUGAUACCCUUGAGGGUUUGGGUACAGCCGCGGAGUCACGCUCUGGUGCUGCGAAGAAGCAUGCAGAAGAGGCGGCUGCGGGAGGGACAGCUGCGGGUCCCCCUGUGAUUGGUGAGAAGAGGCGGCUGCGGGAGGGACAGCUGCGGGACCCCUGUCAUGUCUGCGGGAGUCCACGCGAAGAUGUCUUGGUUCCUGAAGAGGAGCUCCUUCAGGUGCGCUCUGGUGGUCGAGGAUAAGGCGUGACC
Helianthus annuus (common sunflower) is the source of this 856-nucleotide messenger RNA. RefSeq lists its product as uncharacterized. The transcript is spliced from 3 exons. The record is from RefSeq and is a predicted model, not a curated record. NCBI's taxonomy places the organism in Eukaryota, Viridiplantae, Streptophyta, Magnoliopsida, Asterales, Asteraceae. Bases 5 to 511 code for a protein of 168 amino acids.